CACAGCGCCGUCUCAUGGAUAACGAAUCUCGUACGAAGAGGGACCCUGACGAAUUGAACGUCAUGCAGAUCGCGAGGUCGAAGAUUGCCGAACGAAAACAGUGACUUCUUCCAUAUUGGUUCAAGGCGGUUCUCGGACUGGCUAAAGACUCGCGUCGCAGCUGGUGGUCUCAUCGAUAAAGAAACAUCUUGAUUUUGUGCAGUUAACUGUUUUAUUGUAAAAAUAUAAAAUUUGCAAACGGAAAUUCAUUUAUUGACGUGUUUUAGAACUUUCAUAAGUAAAGAAAUAUACACGAAAGGGAUUGUUUGCUGGAAAAUUAGUGGAGUAAUGCAGAUCAAAGAUAAACGAGUUAUAAUAACUGGAGCAGCAAGUGAUGUAGGUUUGGCAUUUAGUAGAGAGCUGCUGCGAAAUGGUGCUUUGAUGAUAGUUAUGAUCGAUAUAAAGCAAUGGAUUGGAGAACAAGCUGUAGAGAGUUUAAACAAUGAGUUUGGCCGCAAACGAGCUAUAUUUCUUCGCUGCGAUGUAACAAAUAAUUCCGAAUUUGACACCAAGUUGAAAGAGGCAAUCAGCAUUCUCGGUGGACUGGAUAUUUUAAUAAAUAAUGCAGGCGUAAUAAAUGAAACUAACUUUUCCAAAGCUAUUGAUGUUAAUGUCACAGCUGUGAUUCGUGGGACUCUUCUGGGGAUUCAACAAAUGCGAAAGGAUUCUGGUGGCAAGGGUGGUAUUAUCGUAAAUAUUUCGUCUAUUGCCGGAUUACGAGCUGUAUCUCAGCUUCCAGUAUAUUCUGCUACAAAACAUGCCGUGGUUAGUUUCAGCCGUUCCUUUGCGCAACCUUAUCAUUACGAAAGAACUAAUGUAAAAGUAAUUGUUCUGUGUCCCGGUUUGACCGACAUUCCAGAAGAUGUAUCAGAGGGUAUUUCAAACGUUAAUAGUUUGCAGAAUGAUCGACAUCAGGGGGUGGAGAGCGUUGCUCAUGGAUUGAUAUACGUAAUUCGAUGCGCACAGAACGGCAGCGUGUGGAUUAGCGAGGAUGGAAAACCGGUUUUUGAGGUGCAGCUUCCCGAUACUUUGCCGCAAAAAACUGAAGUCGAUGCACAAAACUAUGAGCACGAGCUGUGCGCACGUCAGGCUCUUAUCAACGUUUUGUGCCACACGACUGUACCAAAACCAAGUUUGAGAAUCGUUCGCCGUCGUUCUUCAGCAUCCGAAAGGGCAAAAGAGAUAGAAGCUAUUAAUUGCAUUGUUUCUGGAAAAAAUGUUCUAAUAACUGGCGGUGCAGCAGGAUUGGGCUACGCCUUUCUUAAUCACUUUUUAAAGCAUGGAGCAAAGAAAAUAAUUAUAUUGGAUAUUGAUGCUGAAACCGGCAAACGAAUUGAGCUCGGUGUUGAAAAAUCUUGCGGCGAGAAGAAAGUACACUUCAUACAUACCGACGUGUCUAAUCACAAACAUGUGACUGAAGCUUUUGAAGAAGCGUCAACGCUAUUAGGAAACAUUGACAUCGUGAUAAAUAACGCUGGCGUCUUAGAUGAACGAAGAUGGGAGAAGGAAAUCUCGGUUAACAUUGGAGGCAUGGUCAGCACCGCGAUGCUAGCUGUACAAUAUAUGAGCAGAGAUACGGGCGGUCACGGUGGUAUCUUGGUAAACGUGAGCCAGCAUGUGGAUAUUCGAAACACAGCUCAACUUCCGGUUUACACUGCCACGAAGCACGCUGUCAUCGGUCUAUCGCAGUCUCUAUCGGAUCCUUAUCACUAUGAGAAGACCGGUGUUACCGUGAUAACUUUGUGUCCAGGACUGACGGAGACCGCCUUGACAGUAGAUAGCCCUAAUAAACUUCUUUCCAGAGUUAUGAAGGCAGAUUUCGUUAAGAAUCUUGAACAGUUUCCGAUACAAACGCCUUACAUAGUCGCGCAGGGCCUGAUGACGAUAUUGAGGAUCGGUGAGUCUGGCAGUAUUUGGGUUAUCGAGAGUGGCAAAGCGCCUUACGAAGUUUAUGUACCGAAUCCGCGUACUCUGCGUCGGUAUUAUAAGAAUAACUUCCCACACGUUGAUACUAAGGUCGCAGGAGGUCGCGCGAUAAGAGAAGUCUGCGACAGUACGAGGACAGGUCUGAUGAGCUGCGCCUGA
Molecule: messenger RNA, 2124 nt
Organism: Trachymyrmex cornetzi
Lineage: Eukaryota; Metazoa; Arthropoda; Insecta; Hymenoptera; Formicidae
Exons: 13
Coding region: 328-2124 (598 amino acids)
Cellular component (GO): cytoplasm
Molecular function (GO): oxidoreductase activity, acting on the CH-OH group of donors, NAD or NADP as acceptor
Source: RefSeq, a predicted model, not a curated record